Molecule: messenger RNA, 2056 nt
Organism: Pisolithus orientalis
Lineage: Eukaryota; Fungi; Basidiomycota; Agaricomycetes; Boletales; Pisolithaceae
Product: cytochrome P450
Exons: 16
Coding region: 105-1934 (609 amino acids)
Molecular function (GO): heme binding; oxidoreductase activity, acting on paired donors, with incorporation or reduction of molecular oxygen; iron ion binding
Source: RefSeq, a predicted model, not a curated record
AACAUCAUGUUGCCUGAACUUUGACAAAUCUGACAGGCCAGUUGGUAACCCGAUAUAUGGAAAAAUUGGGGGUUGCCACCUUCUGCUCCUCAUGACGAUCAACCAUGGUGAAGGUCCCUCCGGGUUUUAUCUACAUUGCACGUCGACUUCAUCGUCUGGUCCGCCCUCUAGUUCUCGUCUAUGCUAGCUCUAAGAUUUGGGCAAUCGUCUUCGACAAACCACUCCCUCGCUGGCUGAGGGUCUCCGCGUAUCUAUUUUCCAUCCCCAUAGCAAUGGCAUGCAGCGUCCUCUACGCCGACCUACGUGAUAGGAGGGAAGCAGCACUUCGAGGUUCUGUCCUUGUCCCGCGAGUGCAGAGUAGGUGGCCUGGUGGCUUCCACAUCCUUCUCUCACUCGCUCGGGCCUUUCGGAAGGGGCACAUUGGAGAGCCGUUUGACCGGUACUGUCAAGAGUAUGGCCCCGCUGUCAAUGUUAGGUUCAUGUUCGAGAACCGGAUUUUUACGACGGAGCCCGAACAUAUCAAAGCAAUUCUCUCCACGCAGUUCAAUUCUUUUGAAAAGGGUCCGGUGCUUCGGGACCAACUAAACGCUCUACUUGGAACUGGAGUGUUCAACUCGGAUGGCGCAACAUGGAAAUUCCAUCGCUCGAUGACUCGACCGUUCUUUAGCAAAGAGCGGAUUAGUCACUUUGAUACAUUCGAAAAACACGCCGAAAACGCUCUCAAUCAAGCGAAAGCCAGAUUCAAGGAGGGCUACCCUGUGGACUUCCAGGAUAUGGUUGGCCGGUUUACCCUGGACUCGGCAACCGAGUUUUUGUUCGGGAAAAGUGUUCGCUCGCUUUCCGCAGGAUUGAUCUAUCCAAAAGAAUCGUUACCAGAGCGGAAUAAGCCCUAUGUAAACCACCCGUCGAACGUUUUCGUCCGUGCGUUCUUGGAAGCGCAAUCUCAGGUUGCGUUCAGGGGUCGUUUGGGAUCUUUUUGGCAUUUGGCAGAGUUUUGGAGCGAUCGCGUCCAGAAGGAAAUGAAGGACUGCCACAAGUUUAUCGAUCCUAUCCUCAAAGACGCUUUGGAAAUAAAGGGCAAGCAAUCUGCCGGACAGAUGUGCGCCGAGACGAAAGGAGGUCUUGAGGAUACACUGCUCGGACAUCUCGUUAACUGUACUGAAGAUCUCACCGUCAUUAGGGAUGAGAUUGUGAACAUCCUGAUAGCAGCACGUGAUACCGUAAGUUGUCUGGCUGAUAUUUGCAUUUGUUCGUUUCAACCCAAGCUAUGCCAGACGGCGUCUGCUCUGACAUUCCUGGUUUACAUGCUCUCCCAGCACCCAGACGUUCUGGAACGGCUUCGUGCGGAGGUUCUCAGCAACGUUGGGAGUUCUAGAAGACCGACAUAUGAUGACGUGCGGGACAUGAAGUAUAUGCGAGCUGUCAUCAAUGAAACUCUUCGUUUAUAUGCUCCCGUUCCCUUCAAUGCUAGGACAAGCGCAGAAGCAGCGGUAUGGCCCGGCGUGAAUGGGGGUCCUCCUAUUUAUAUUCCACCAAACGCGCGGACCCCGUAUUCUGUGUUCCUUAUGCAUCGUCGAGAAGAUCUUUGGGGUCCCGAUGCCGAAAUUUUCGAUCCGGAUCGCUUCCUUGAUGAACGAUUGAAGUAUCUAACAUCGAAUCCGUUCAUUUUUCUCCCCUUCAAUGCAGGACCCAGAAUUUGUCUAGGUCAACAAUUUGCGUACAACGAGAUGUCGUUUUUCCUCGUUCGUCUAUUGCAAACUUUCUCUUCCAUAACGUUGGCAGAAGACGUCCAGACUCGACCCCAUGCAGAAUGGGGCAAAGGAAUAGGACGCAAUUCACAGGAAAAAGUGAUAAUCAGAUCUCACCUUACCUUGUAUGUGGAAGACGGUUUAUGGGUAAGGAUGGGGGAAGUUGGUGAUGCUGACAACAUAUGAUACCGGUCAUCAGCUGAGAAUAUGCAUGGUGGUGGUAGUCAAUUUCAACAGUAAUUGUUGUAAAUAGCCUUCCCCACUGGUCCGCACAAACAAAUAAACGUACAAGUACGAUCACCAUUACA